Scutellospora calospora is the source of this 2648-nucleotide messenger RNA. Lineage: Eukaryota; Fungi; Glomeromycota; Glomeromycetes; Diversisporales; Gigasporaceae. The record is from the annotation of a GenBank genome assembly.
GUAAUCGAGAUGAAUCUAAUGAUAAUACAGAUGAUACACCUAAAAACUUUAAUUCGGACAAGCGAUUAUCAGAAACGAUUCUUACUCUAAAACAAACUUUAAAACCUAUAAACGGCUUAUGUAUGAAAUACUUGAACGCAGGAAAAUUGGAAAUACAGGGACAUAUAAUAUGCGAAGAUGCUGAUUCACGCGUGGCUUUUCGUUCAAUAAAUCAGCAUAACGUUGAUGAUUCAAUUAGGCUGAUGUCAAUGUGCCCGACAAUGGAUUUAAUCGCCGUUUGUACUGAGUCGGGGUGUGUUUGGGUAGCAAGGUGGUAUAACGCCUUGGAAAAAAUUUGGACUUUACCUCCUAGUCAAGAUAGAGAGGAAACUGUUGAAGUUUUCACCUGGAGACCCGACGGAAAAGUCAUUGCUAUCGGUUAUUCAAACGGAAUGAUACGACUUUAUAAUGUGGAUAAGUUAGAAAUGAUACAUGAAUUAAUCCAAAAACCAUCAUCAAAAUCGUUUGGAAUAAACUUCCUUCUCUGGGUACAGGAAACAAAAAAAGACUCGGAGAAUAUAAAUGAAGCGACAAAUGAUUUUUUGAUGAGUGCACAUCCUAUUCAGAAAUAUUUGCCUCGACUAAACACUAUGCCAAAUGCCAAGCCAAUUAGCAAACUCUUAGGAGAUUUGAAUGGAUAUGAUGAUGAUUUGGAUGAUGAGUCGUCCGGCUCAAUCGAUCUGCUUUUAGCAGGUGACGCGGGCGGAAAUUUACAUUUGAGCGUGUACGGAAUAUAUAACUUACAACCAAUAUCUUUAUCUCAGCAUAUUAAAAUAAAGAACGCGAUUAUAAUAAAAGCGUCAGUUACACCGGAUCUUUCUCUCAUAACGUUAUUAAUACAAACAAAUGAUUAUUCUACCUCUUCAGCAAGCGUUGAGCCCCGUGUCGAUCGGUUAUUUUUUGUCACAUUUAAUACCGGCUUAUUGUACACUCAAAAACUUGAAAUUCGUACUUUAUCCCAAAGAUACACUGCAAUUAAAUAUUUGACAGAUUAUAUAUUCAAAGGAAUCAAACAUAUUGAAUCUGAAUAUCAAGAUUUGAAAAUUUUAACAAGCAAAUUUGUUGAAUCCUUUCAAGAAGUAUUGGAAACACAUAAUUCAAAAUCAAAAUUAUCAGCCGAGUUUGUCCGUUUGUUAGCUACUGGGAAACCAAGCACUUUGCUGGAUGAAUAUAUAGAAACACAUCUCACAAAACGGGCAUUGAAAGAUUGGGAAAGCAAAGGCCAGAAAACAUUUGAUCAAAUUAGGGAAUACAUUAAUCAUUACGUGCGUAUAGGAUGUGAAAGAUUGAUUAUAGAAUUGAAUGCAUUAGUUGGAUUUAGUAAAUGGCCUCAAAAAUUUCAAAAGCUCGGACUCGAUGAAUCAUUUAUUCAUUCUUGCGUGAUCUUAACUGGGUGUAUAAUUUCACGUUUGGAAAAAUUAAACUCAGUUAUCGAUGAAGAGUAUAUCAAUUUUCUAGAAUUUCAUCAAUGGCUCCAAUUUGAAAUCGAUAAUAUAACUUCUAUUGAGCAAAGCACUAAUCCUGAAGCUUCACCUCGUGUGGAUGUCCAUAAAGUCUCUUCAUAUAUAAAAAAUUCACUUGGCAAAGAUUUUUUAAAUGAUUUGGAAAAAUUUUUCGUGGAUGAUCAACAAUCUUCAACAAUAACAUUACCUACAUUUGAAUUUCCGUUUUUAUCAAGUAACUCUUUAGAUAAUUGUAACCUUUUUCAAUGCAACUCAUUUCAAAGCAGCGAGUUGCCAGCAUAUCCAUACAAUUAUCUUUCUUCCAACAAUUCAUUUCAGCGUUCACCAAGUUUUGAGUCUUUUGUUACCGAAUUGAUUAAACGAUGUGACGCCUUAUCUUCUUGGACAGCUGAUAAUGUUGCAAAAUCUGUUAAGGCACAUGAACUUGUGGAUAUAGUCGAAGACCUUACUAAUUAUUGUCCUGAUAAUCAAAAUAUUCAACAUGCAAUGCGAGAAGUCAGUCAAAGGGAAAAGAACCGAUCCUAUAAUAUAUUUUUAUCGGAUAUGAGAAUUGUAACCGAGGGUUUGAGAACAAACGCAUAUGUAACAUUUUAUUUAUCACAAAACCGUCAUAUUUCUCCAACAUUGUGGGUCCUCCGAUUUCCUUUGUAUGCGACGACUUCCGAAAGUUAUACUUCAUUAAAUAAAACCAGUGAGAUUGCUUGUAUCCAGUUAGUGAAUAAUGAACAUCCUGAAGAGUACUUGUCGAUCUCUGAUCUGAACCUUUAUGAUGAUGAAAGAAUGUACAUGAUUGUUGUUGGAUUAGAAAAUGGUGAUUUAGCAAUUAUAUAUGUUUGUUUCAUUGAUAUACAAUUCCAUAACUCAUAUAAUGAUUUCCAUGUAAUAGAAGAUGUGUUGAUUCUCUUAUCAGAAGUGAAAUAUUCUGAGUUGAAUUUUAUAUCAACCCCCAAUACACCACUUUUAGUUCAGAGAUUUCGUGAUCUCACUCACUUUAAACCAUUACAGCUAACUACAAACGGGGCAAGAGGGUUAAUUGGAACUCUCAGUGAUGAUAAAAAAAGUAUUAUCAUAUUUGAUACGAAUGAAAAAGAAGAUAUAUACGAUAUGAAGGAUGAUGAUGAAAUUAUAAAGAUGAUGGAAGAAUAG